AUGCGCUUCAACGUGGGUGCGGCGCAGAAGCUCAUCAGCUCGGACUGCUUCCGGCUGCUGAGUUUGGCGCCCGAAGUGCAGAACGAUGUCGAAGUGCUGAAGACCGUGCUCGAAGAGCUGGAGGUGAUGCGGCUGAGCCAAGCGCUGGGGAUGCUGUCGUCCAUCAACCCCAAGGACUUUGAGAUGGAGAUGCUGGAGGCCCGCGAGUUCGACGACGACUUUGCCAUUUUCCUCCGGAAGGAGGUCUUUGGGAGGGACGAGAACCGCGAGACUGGCGGCGUCAAGGUCGUCUCGCUCUUUGGGAAGCAAGACGCGGUGCGGUGUGAGCUCGAGAGACUGAGCUGCUGGUCCGAAGACAUGGAGAAGAACUUGAAGGCUGAAGACCAGGGAAUCUACUGUGUCAAGCGCGGCGACGACGCCGGCGGACACUCGUUGGUCCUCUUCGGGUGGAUCCAGGACUGCUGGUUCCGGAAGUUCCGACUGCGCGAUACUGCGACGUACGUGCUGCGGUUCCUGACGUGUCUGAGCCCCGACAUGGUCUGCUGUCUGUCGGCUGAGGACGUGGAGCUGCUAGAGCGGACGGUGGCCGAUAUGAACUCCAACAGUUUGGACGCCUGGAAGUCGUUCUCCGUCGCGUUCCACGUCGAGCGGCAGGAGGAGCAGAAGGACGCCGUCAGCUAUGAAAGCCUGGCCAGCAUCCUGCUACCGACAGGCUCCGCUACCCAGAAGAUUCAACUGCUGAAGGGCAGCUACCCGGCGUUCUCGGUUGUCGAGCCAGCCCCCGCCAUGAAAAAGACCGAGAAGAUGAGUCAGCGGUUCGGCAGCGUCAAGGAGUUUGCGAGCUGGGUAGUGGCGGAGUCGAAGGAACGCAACCUGCGCGUCGAGUUCGGCGGAAUGGACUCGGACUCUUUCUGUAGAGAGAUACUGAAGGCAGCGGGGCAAUGGCCCGAGGAGGAGCUGACAAAGGUCAAGGAGAUGACGACCCGCAGCCUCCAAACCUCCGAGGAACAGGCGCACGAUCGCGCUCAAGCGCAGAUCGAGGAAUACCGCGCCGCGCUGCUUGGCCACAUGGACAAACUGUUCGACUUGGACGUGCUGUACAAGGCGGCGAAGGACGAACCAGCCUUCGUGACUCUGAACGAAUACGUGCAAGACGUUCAAGCGAACCGCGCCAUUUGGAGCAAGAUCGACUCGAAGACGCAAGCGACUCUGAAUUUGCCGCUUCGCCUCAAGAACCAGCUGAAGGCGAUCGCUUCCACGUUCCGAGACAACUUAGCGAAUGUCACCGAUGGGGAAGAUGUGACCGAGUCUCUCGCGAAAUUCAUGCACGACUUUACUGUCUCGGACACACAAGUUACCGACAAGAGUGACGGGUUGUGGGGGAGGGCUUGGAAACGAUUUUUUGGGCACGACACGUCUCUGAUGUCGGACAUAUUCCGUGAAUGCAUGGCAAAGCCUUUGGCUGAAGCGCGUGAAGCCUGGUUCGAGGCCGUGGAGGCCGUGCUCGCCGUCGCGGAAAGGGUGAUGACCAUCAAGUGGAAUGAAGAAACUCAACACUCGCUACACCAAUCGUGCGCAGCGGACCGGCAAAAGCUGGUGGCGGAUGCUUUUCGAGGUCUCCUCCGGUUUUGGCGAGAUGAGCACGACGGAGGUCUCGUGAUAACAGUUUCUCCGCGGGCGCGCCAUACGAUGGUUUACUGCGACAUACAGAGGGAGCACUGGAAACCCGCCACGGACCAGAUGAAGGUGUUCAAGCUGGCGCCGAAUGAUAAGGGAUCUUACGACAAGAUUGAGCUCGGUACUCAUCGUUUGGAGCCCGGUGCUAAAAUCCUCAAGGCGUUCACGAUCAAGAACCACUGCAUGAUCUUGGUGACGACGUCCCCGCGAGGUACGCUGGUAGAACGCGUCGAUUUUCCACUCAACCGACGCUGGUUGUUUGAGACUACCGGGAACGUGACAUUCAAUCGUUUGUUUGGUCGGACGGCGUCGCUAUGUGACUUCAACGUUCACGAACGAGUCAUAGCUUUCGUCGAGGAAGGCGGUCGGGUGGUGAUCUACCGCUUCAACGAGACGUUUUCGUCGCUGGAGAUCUACAAGCGCGUUGAACUGUCGUUGCGGACAUCGUUGACACUUCCCGUGGCGGAUGUGCUCCUCGUGGAAGGGACUUUAUACGCAACCGACAUGAAUGGGUCGAUUCAGUCUGUGAACUUGAGGAACCAGCAAACUUCACGGGAGGUGCAGAUUUUGCCGUCGGGGUCGCGUGCCCCCAACAGUUCGCUGUUCGCUACGGCCGACAACAUGGUGCUAGGUUUUGUGAUGGAAAAAUCGUCUGACGAUGAUCAAGACUCGAUAUUGUGUGCUGUCGCCAGCGAGGACUUUCGUGAUGUUCCUGUUAUCCAGUCGGGAUACAAUCUGCUGCCAUCGCGGGGUUUGUUGGUUCAAUGCUUUGACGAUGUGCUGUUUGCAGUCGACGAAGAGAUGAGGGAAAUCUCCGUUUACCGUCUGGCGGUGACGGUGAGAAGCGAGUCGUUCCGCAUCCAGCACUCGAAAGAGCAUUCAAUCAAUGGCAGCAAGACGGAGGCCGAUGAAUCGGAUGCCGAAGUGGGUCAUUGGCUUCGAGCCUUCUACCACACAUACGAGAAGUUCCCGGUGCGUGGGCUGAUUCGCAGUGUAAAUGACACUCGGGCGACAUUGAGAGUGCACUUGGCGUGUAGCUCAGCCUUGACGAAGCCCGCUGAAGAGAUCUGCCGCAGCUUUUUCCAAGCCAUGAUGCGCGACCUCCGCAAGCUGAACAAGCCUCUUGGUGGCAUGGACUUGGCUCGAGACUUGACGUUCCUAAAGAACUCGAACACUGCCAUGGACUCAAUUACAGUCCAGCCCCUUCGGUCGUUCCUCCAAGAGCUGAUCACGUUUGUUCCGAUCCAAGUCUGCCGUACUGAAGGCAACUCGCUCACGGUGAUGACUAACGGCAAGGCGCAGCCCACGGACACGCAGUCGCAGGACGUCCAAGCUGUGGACAUUGCGCGCUCCAUCCGAUUCGGGCUUCUGUCACCGUUGCUUGAGUCGUGGCAAGGGCGUUGCGUUGUCAUCACUUCCAUGGGGAAGCAGUCCACAGGCAAGAGCUAUCUAUUGAACCACUUAACGGGGUCUUCUUUCGCCAUCGCUGGAGCGCGCUGUACCGACGGAGCGUGGAUGUCGAUCCGGAUUCUACCGGGAAAUGUCCUCCUGGUUGUCUUGGACUUUGAAGGCUUGGGCUCUUUUGAACGCACGGAGCAGGAGGACGUCUUCCUGUCGGUUUUCAAUGCGUCCAUCUCGAUGUUCACCAUUUUCCGUAUGGAGAUGCGGUACGACAAGGAAGUGGACGAUCUGUUCGCUCGGUUCCAGAAGGGCGUGGCCUUGAUCAAGGGCGACCCGAGUCUUUUCCGUGGCAAGCUGUACAUGUCCGUGAAGGACGUGAACCCGAACGAUCAGAAGGGGGUCAUGGACGAGUUUGUGGCCAAGUUCCAGAAACUGGUAGGCGCCAACAAGGACAGCAACUUCUUGGUGGACUUGUACAAGGGCCAGCUGGAGAUCAACUGUUCGCCGCCUUUGGGCACGAUCAGCUACUACCAGUCGCUGAUGCACGCCCAAAACUUCAUCGAGAAUUCUCUGUGUGGGGUGGACACUGCAGGCUUCCGCAGCGGAAAGACGUUCCUGAACUGCAUUCGCUUGGUGCUCGCUAAGAUCGCAAUCCUAGACUGGACGUCGCUGGAUGAAGGCGCGAAGCAGUUCCAACUGUCCGAGAUCAGUUCGAAGCUCCCCGGUCUUCUGCGUACGGGCUGUAUUAUCCCGCAGGAGUACGUGUCGAGGAACGAGGACAUCGCGCAGUACCUGAAAGAAGACAUUGUGGUGGCGGGUAACGGGAGAGUGAUUGACGUUGACCUGGAGACGAUGAUCGCUGAGUAUCCGGCGCUGGCGGAGAAGUGGACGGCCCUCAGUGAGAGCGUGGACCUGGACGCGUUGGUAGACUGGGAGAUUGAUCUCGGAUUCGACUGCAGCUCCACGACGGACGAGAUCCUCGAACAAAUCCAUGGGGCGAUCAAGCAGCUCCUUCGACUGUUCCUUCGGCCAAACGCGAACAUUCGUGGGGGCAAGGUGUCGCGAGAGAUCGUGGACGAGUUUGACGCGUUCCUGGCCUUCAUCGUGCGUCGUCGUAAGGCUCGCAUCUCGCUCUGGGCGAAACAAAUGCUCGGAGGCAAAGUCUCUGAAGAAUGGAAAGCAGUGGAGCAGCAAUAUCUCGGGCGGUUCCAGAUGCUGCUCACGCGUUGCCAAAGUCAGUGUGACGAGUGCCGUUUUGGCUGUAUGAAAGCCGCGGCCCACUCGGGGACAGACAAACACGACUGCGGGGGCAACCACAAGUGCGCGGGUCGGUGCGAAUACUGCGAGAGCAGUGAGCACUUCGGAAAAACUCCAUCCUGCGCCAAAGAAGCUGGUCACGAAGGCAAAUGCGAGUGUGCGGACGGAGAUCACACGUGUGGCCGAGACUGCUGCAUGGCCAACUCGCCGAACUGCGGCAAGAAGUGCUCGCUGAAGCGCGGCCACCUGGACCUUCACAAGUGCGACGUUCCCACGCACACUUGCGGUGAAGAGUGCUCGGCGCAGAAUUGCUCUGGUCGGUGCGUCUUGAACGUCGAAGAGCCUCACACCGCGCACAAGUGCGUCGAAGUGCGAUGCAUCCAGAAGUGCGUCAUGGACGGCUGCAAUGAAGUCUGCGGCGCGAUGGACCAUUUCCACGGCCAAGUGGACGUUGCUGUUGUGUUCUCGGUGGAAAAUGACGACGAGAAGGGGGCGACCACGUUUGAUGCAGCCUCGGAAGCUCCGGUCGUGCACAUGUGCGGCAACGGACACGAAUGCCAAGCCCUGUGCGAGGAGAAAGGCAUCUGUCGCGUCGAUGUGUUCCUCAAGCAGUCGUCGAAGACAUUCAAGGGCGCUCGAGGCACGUUCCAGUUCACAUUCCAGGAGAUGAAUGGGUCUCGCAAGAAGUGUGCGAAGCUGUUGCCUCCUGGUCAGCAAAUGCACCAGGGCGCGCAUACGUGUGUCUGCGAGCGUGACGAGGAAGCCGAAGAAGGAGAAGGCGAGACCAUCCACUACUGCGACGUUCGCUGUCCGUGCUGCAGCUACUUCUGCCAGAAGAAGCACGGCCACUUCGGCUCGCACACGACGUCGCACGGCAACAUGCGCAACACGUACUUCCUGUCGGACGCCGAGGAGAUCGACAUCGAAGAGCGCAAGUACAAGGCUGGCGAGAUGGGGAUCGCUGAAAUGUGCAACUUGUACUGCUCCAAGAUGGGCCGUGAGCACGUGCACUACCUCGACUGCGAGCAAGGCAGCAAGCAGAAGUGCGUGUACUCGGGCAGCAGCUCGGAUCAGCGUCGCCACUGCACGCGCGCGCUAGAGCCGAAGCCCGACAAAGAGACCGACGAAGUGCUGCACGAGCAGUUCUGGAAGACGCUGGGCUGGGAGGACCCGUGCACGUCCAAGAUGGAGCUGGAGCUGUUCGGCAAGUGCGGCUACAAGUGCGACGCUCCCGACCACGACGAAAAGCCCUCGCACUGCAUCCUCCCAGCGUGGCACAAGCCCGAGCCCAAGCCCAGAACGGGCUUCGACGGGUUCACGUACGUGAGCGGCCACAAGUUCGAGUGCUCGCACGUUGCGAGCGGUGGCAAGAUGCACCAUGUCUUCGUGUUGGACUGCUCGGGCUCAAUGAGUGGGCGGCCUUGGAGCGACCUGAUGGCCGCGUGGAAGGAGUACGUCUACAACCGAAUCGCGGACGGAGCAACGCUGGACUUGGUGUCGGUCGUCACCUUUGACAACUACGCGCAGAUCGUGUACGAGGCGCAGAACAUCACCACGAUGACGAACGCGAGCGUUCCGUACCGUGGAGGGGGUACUACGUACGCUGCAGGCCUGCGCGCUGCGAACGAGGUGCUGUCGAGAGUGAACUUCGACACGUACAAGCCAGCGAUUGUGUUCUUCAGUGACGGCCACCCGAGUGAUCCGCUGCACGGCGAACAGCUAGCGACGCACAUCCGGGCUUGCUACGAGAAGAACGGGCUGCAGGCGUUUGCUGUGGGCUUUGGCAGUAUCAAUCUGAACAUAUUGGAGCGCGUCGCGGAGAAGCUGGGAGGCAGCUACCACCACGUGCUCACGGGCAACGAGCUGAAGGCGACGUUCUUCAGCAUUUCCGCCUCGCUGAGCACGCGCGCAGGCUUGGCGCUGACGAAGCCGGACCACGAGCGCAACUGUGUCAUUUGCGGCCAGGACUUGGCGUCUGGCGAGACGGUGAAGCUGGGGGCGUGUGGCCACGAGCUCCACAAGGCGUGCUUGGACGUGCUGGUUCGCAACGCUGAGCAAGAUGGCGAGCUUGCUCGCUGCCCGUCGUGCCGCCGCGAGAUUUCUGCUUGA
Molecule: messenger RNA, 6444 nt
Organism: Phytophthora sojae
Lineage: Eukaryota; Oomycota; Peronosporomycetes; Peronosporales; Peronosporaceae
Exons: 1
Coding region: 1-6444 (2147 amino acids)
Molecular function (GO): GTPase activity; GTP binding
Source: RefSeq, a predicted model, not a curated record